AUGAAAUUACUGUAAGAAGCUUAUUUGAGUUUAGAGACACAUAAAUAGAGGGGGUUUUAGAAAAUCUUAUUGGCUCAGUAGGUAAAUGAUGAGUUGGCUAUAAAUAUAGGGCAACUCUAAGGACUGGGACUGCCUGAUAUUUGCAUAAUUUGUAAAAGGCAACCAUUAGGGAUGUUUAAAUCAGGGUUUGAUUAGUGGUCAAGUUUCCAUUGCGUAUUAGGGAUUUGCCCAACAUCUUAAGCAGAGGUUUCGGCUUAUAUACAAUCUUUAAUAAUGAAUUAAGAAAAGGACACUUUUUCCAAAAUUUUUGGAAGUGAUGUCAUAAUAUUUAAAAUUACUUAUAUUACAUAUGAUAUAUUUUCAAAGAUCCUCUUGGUAUGCCAAUUCGAAUAGCCAAGCGAAGGUCUAUCGUAAUUUAAAAAUUAUGGAAUUCAAUAAAAUAAAUAAUGCAUUCAAUUAACUAAAAGUCAUUGGGAAGGAGCUCACAUAAGUGGAAUUUUAAGGGUAUUGGAUGCCAAUUUCAAAAUGCCUAGCAUUGACUAGUAUAAAUAAUCCAAAAACAUUAUAAAAUCUGAUUGCAAAAUUGCUUUAAAAGAUGUCAGGAGCUAAAUAAAAUAAAAUCUAAAUCUGAGUUUUCCUCCUCUAAAUGAUAUAAUUUUCUAUCUUAAUUGGCCAUUGAGUAUCGUCUUCCAUUAUUUGCAUAACACAUGUCAAUUGGAUCUGUUGUUAGAACAAUUCAAUAACUUAGAUGAUAACAUUAUCUUCAGAUUGAUCAAAUCCUUAAUACAUUACAAAAUGAAAAAUUAUAAUAAGAGUUUGUUAGAAUUGAUAAAAUUGUAGGAAUCCAAUAAUUGGUUCAACCUUCCAAAAUACAUAAUGGCAAAUGUUUUUAUAAAAUAAACUAAUUACGAGAAGGCUUUCAUUUUAUUAAAGGAUCUAAUAGUCGAAUGUUAUGAGAAUUAAACAAUUUGGAUAACUUUGUCUAAAAUAUUUCGAAAACAGAAGUUAUUUCAAAUUAGUCUGUUAUUCAUAAACAAAGCUAUUGCCUUGCCAUUAAAAUAGACAGCAAAAUAAAUAUGGAAUGAAAUGAGUAUUGUCAAUUAUAGAUUAUUGACUCAAAAUAAAAAUUUACAACAGCCUUAAUAGAUGGAUUAGAUUUUUAAAAUUGUGCAUCCUUUGGCAGCAGAUAAAAUUGAAAGCUACGUACAACUAUGUGGAUAUCCAAGCAUAGAAAAUUUGCUAGUUAGACCAAGAUUGAGCAAUAAGCGAGAUUAGAAACAUACAAUAGAAAUGAUGUCGAAGCAUAUCUCAAGACCAGAGUUCAAAGUUAAUUAACAAACAUAUGAUACUUUAAUGCAUAAUGACUUCUUAGAUAUCGAAAGUGAGUUAUCCUACAUUCUCAACGAAGUUAUUAAGAUUUAACAUGUUGUGGGAUAUUAAAAAUUAAAGUCUUAUAUCAAUUAGUAUUUUUACACUACAGCAAAGGUAGUCUAAAAAUAAAUUGAUUAAAUCUAUGAUCCAAGUGAAUUCUAAAUUGCCUUUAAAAAUCAAAGAAAUUUGAAUUUAAAUGUUAGUUAGAUUAGCAAUACAAAUAAAAGUAUGUGCAAUCCAAGAUUACAAGAUGACAUAGAGGACUGUGAUUCUGAUGAAGAGUAACCUGAGUUUUUGAAAAAACAAAAAGUCAAUAAGUCUUUCGAUUUUACAAACAUAGGUCCUCGAAUGUAUUAAACUCCUUAACAUAAUAAUAAGGCUGCAAAAUCGCCAUUAAAAUUUACAAGCAUGAAAAAGAAAUAAUAACAAAUUAAGAAAGCAAACACAAUAAUAAUAGAAAAUGCUUUUGAAAGUGUUGAAUCAGAAAGGUAAAACAAAUAAUUCAUAACCAUUGUAAACAGAGUUAAUAUCUAACAGAAUGAAAUGAUCUCUUAGGCACCUAAAUCAGGAUAAGAUGUCCAACCAUAGAAAUCUUUUAUAUAUGGUUUGGUCUCUUACUUGAAUUAUAAUUUAAAUCAAUAGGAAUAAGUGUUGAUGAAUGAAUAAUUGAAAAGGAGGAAGGAACAAGUGAAUAGUUCACUAUAAGGAAUGGUGGAAACCAUUAACCGAAUAUAAACUGAAUUAGAUUAAUUGUUUUACCUCUCUCAAGAUUCAAAUAAAUAAUAGAAUAAUUUAUAAAACUUACAAUUAAAUUCGACAAAUAACUAAUAGCCAGUAAACACAUCGUCUCAGUUGUUCAAGUCAAAUUUAAAGAAGGCUUUGCAAACUAAACAACAUUUGGGUGGAUAAAUAGAAUUAAAGGACUUUUACAUAGUACAACCUUUAAACGAAGAAGAACAAGACAAAGAGAAAACCUAUAUCGCUUUUAUUAAGGCUGAAUCAAUGUUUUUGUAUAAAUGUGCUCGUCUGGCAUAGAGGUUGAAGAGGAACGAUUUAUGCUUCUCUAUCCUAUAGCGACUGAAUAGCAGAAUUAUAUCUGUGUAAAUUACUGCACUGUUCUUUAAUAUAGUAAAAGACAAUAACAAAUUAUUGAUUAGACAAAUCUAAAAGAUGUUGGCUGACUUUUAGGAUUGUGGAAUCAGCCAGGUUGGAUUUGUGCCAUUAUGGUUAGAAAUGAGAAUAGUAAAGAUGACAAAGUAAUAUGGUGCUAAUCAAAUACUUGCUUUAUUAUCUUCAUCAGAGAGUGACUUCACUUUUUAUUUAAUUAAAAAGAUCAUUCUAACAACUGACAAUUUAAUUUGA
Paramecium tetraurelia is the source of this 2733-nucleotide messenger RNA. RefSeq lists its product as uncharacterized. Gene Ontology annotation, molecular function: protein binding. NCBI's taxonomy places the organism in Eukaryota, Ciliophora, Oligohymenophorea, Peniculida, Parameciidae. The transcript is spliced from 9 exons. Gene Ontology annotation, biological process: Golgi to plasma membrane transport. The record is from RefSeq and is a predicted model, not a curated record. Gene Ontology annotation, cellular component: exomer complex.